UUGGAUUUUGGAUACCAAAUCCAAAGGUCCAGAAUCCAAACUGCCAAAUGGCUCCUUGGCCAAUCUGAUCUCUGGAGCACCAAUCAUCUUCAGUGGGUCCCACAAAUUGGAAGGUUUAAGCUGAGAAUAGGUUCUCGUGUCCAAUUUUUAAGCGGCGUAUUAUCAACCAUACCUCUCGGCGGAGUAUAAAGCAAGUCUCAUUCUUUAUUCCUUUCCCUACACCCCCGGCGCAAGCUAGCAGAAACCCCUCCUAUGAAAAGCUCAAACCGAAAACCCCAACAUCCUUGCUCCGCUCAUCUUACACCCAAUGUCUCUCUACACAAGAGCCGUCAGAUUCCCAGCAAAAUCCGUUAGAUUUCUGGUGAAAUUUCCAUCCAACCGUCAUUUUCAGGCAACCCAUUUCUCCAGCACGUCUCAGGUAAUCCAUUCCUCCCAUCUUUCUGACGAAACUCCUCUCAUUCUAUUCACAGAAAAGCCCUUUUCAGGAACAAGCUUAAAUACUCAAAAACAGAAAGAAAACCAAUCACAGGAAGAUCUCAAAGUCCUUCAAUCUCUCACCGAAAAUCCCAAAUCAGCUCUUGAUUUCUAUAAUUCCAUUAAUUACCAAAAACCCAUUUCUCUAAUUGCUACUAUAGUGCAUAUAGUCACUCUAUCGCCCUCUUUUCACCCUGCGGUAUCAAUUCUCGGUGAAUUUUUGGAGGAUUUUUCAGGUGAUUUUUCUUGGGUUUUCCGCAAAUUCGUAGUCGAGUUCUUAGAUUGGGAUUCCAGGGAUAGGGUGUGUAGCAUUUUAUUGGAAUCCUUGAUCCGUCAGAAUAGAGUUUCCGAUGCAGUUAUAGUCCUUUCGUUGACGAAGGAAUGUGGGGUCGUCACUCCGACAGUUUUUUCAGUUAAUUCGGUUUUGCGGGCGUUGGUCGGUUUGGGCAGGAAAUCGGAGUUUUGGCAGGUUUACGGAAUGAUGAGGGAAAUGGGUAUUGAUGAAGAUGCCUUUACUUGCACUCUCGUCAUCAGUGCUUAUUUGGAAGAUGGGUCAUUCAAUGAUGCAUUGGAUUUUGUCCGUCGGAUGCAGGAUGAAGGGAGGCCCAUUGACUGUGUGGUUUGUAGUAUUUUGGUUGAUGGGUUUUGUAAGAAUGGAAGGAUCGAGCAGGCAAAGUUGGUGUUUCAGGAAAUUAGGGAGAACGGGAUUAUGCUGGAUACAUGCAGUUAUAAUGUUUUGAUUGGUGGGUGUUGUAGAAAGGGUAGGAUUGAUGACGCCAUUUCGUUAUUUGAAGAGAUGGCAUUGGCAGGAGUACGUCAAGAUGUGUGUACUCACAAUAUUCUGAUUAAUGGGCUUUGUAACAGAUUGAUGGUUCGGAGCGCAGACGAGAUAUUUGAGAAGAUGAAGAGAGAUGGGUUGGUCCCAGAUUUGAUUACAUUCAGUGCAUUGAUUGGCGGACAUUGUAGAGAUGGCAAUUUUAUUAGAGGUUUUGAAUUGAAAGAUGAAAUGGUUGGAAGUGGGAUUACACCGAGUGUUGGGGUAUACGGACACCUGAUUAGCGGAUUGAGUGAUGUGGAGCUAUUAAAAGUGGAGGAGAUUUUGAGGGAAAUGGAAAAAAACGGCGAGCCUCUGACGCCUGUUAUCUUUGAAACUUUGAUGAGAGGUAGUUGGAAGAGGGGAAGAAUUCGCAUAGGUUUUGCUCUUUGUGAUAAAAUGGCGGAAAGGGGUUUUUAUCCGGACAUCAUAACACGGGCAGAGGUUUUGGUUAGCCUUCUCAAGCAGAAAAUGGUAGUAGAAGCUCGUGAGUUCUUUGCAAGGAUGUUCAAGGGAGGGCUGGUUGCGGAUUCAUUUAGAUUUUUGAAAUCCAAGUUGAAGGAUGAAGAAACUCGAGAUAUCUAUGCUUCUCUUAUUUCAACAGAUGUUUUUGCUUGCAACAUUGUUAUCAAAGGAAUGUGCAGUGAGGGGCUGGUAGAAGAAGCUUUGGAUAUUCUCAAAUGGAUGGAACUUCUUGGGAGUUACAUUGACAAUGCUAUGUAUAACACAGUCAUUGAUGGGCUUUGCAAAUGUGGCAACAUUGAAAGAGCUGAAUUUGUUUCGAGAGAGGCGGUCAAGAGAGGAAUGGAACUAGAUUCAUUUGCUCACAACAUACUGAUCGAUGGGUAUUGUAAAAAGAACCAUAUGGAGACUGCUCUUUUGCUAUUCGCUGACAUGUUGCAGAAGGACGUUGCACCAGACCUUGUUACUUAUAACACGUUAAUGAGCAGGCUUUGCAGAAAUUCUCAGGUUGGGAAAUCAAAUGAAGUACUUGCCAAUAUGAUUAGAAGCGGUCUGAUCCCUGAUCAGAUUUCUUAUAAUAUUCUGAUAGACAAUUACUGUAGGGCUGGCGAUGUGGAGCAGACCUGUAAAGUGAGAGAUGCAAUGGAGGGAGCUGGAUUCCCACCUAAUGCCCGCACUUAUGGCUCUUUGAUGGAUGGAUUUUGUAAGAAAGGGAAUGUUGAUAAAGCUAAGGAGGUUUUCAUGGAGAUGAUAGCGAAAGGAAUAGCACAUGACACCUUUGUAUAUAACAUUUUGAUUGACGGGUAUUGCAAGAAAGGUCAUAUUGACGAAGCCCUUUUGCUGUAUGAGGAAAUGUCUUCUAAAAAUCACACCCCGGACUUGGUUACCUAUGGCACUCUGAUAGAUGGGCUUUGUCGAAAAUCGAUGAUAAAAGAAGCGACCAAUCUUUUUCAGAAGAUGCCGGAAAGUGGCAUUGCCCCAGAUUUGGUUGCAUAUAGUGCCCAGAUCAAUGGCCAUUGUCGAACCGGUGAAUUGGGAGAGGCGUUUAAGCUAAAGGAAGAGAUGGAAAAGGUGGGCCUUUUACCCGAUGAAGUUACAUACUCUUCUUUAAUCUAUGGUCUUUGCAAAAAGAACCUCAUGUCGGAUGCUGAAUCAAUUCUGUCUGAAAUGAAACGCAAGGGAGUUCCUCCCAAUGCCAUUACUUACAAUAUACUGAUUAGUGGCCACUGCAAAGAAGCGCGGAUCGAAGAAGCCCUCACUCUUUGCAAUGAGAUGAUUCAAGCGGGCCUCAAAAUGGAUGCUAUCACAUAUACUGAGAUUCUCUCCGGACUUUGCAAGAGAAAUAUGUUCGGGGAAACUCAACAGCUUCUUGUGGCAAUGUUAAAGAAAGGCCUCUUUUCCAAUCAAAGCUCAUCGAAUGUUUUGAUUGGCGUAUUUUGCAAGAAGGGGAUGCUAGACGACGCCCUUAAGAUUACAGAUCAAAUGGUCGAGAUGGGUUUGCCACCAGAGUCCCAUACUUUCACCACACUUAUCUGUGGAUUGUGUGAGAAAGGGAAUCUAACUGAAGCGGAGAUUAUUUUUUGGGCAGUUGCAGAUAUGGGAUCCAUUCCUAGUAGUGGUGCCUAUGACGCCUUAAUCAAUGAACUCUGUAAGAAAAGAUUGUUCGAACGUGCAUUUGAAUUUCACCACAAGAGCGUGAGGAGAGGACUCGUGCCAGAAUCAGAGUCAUAUAAGAGGAUUGUUCGAGCUAUCCUCCACACAAGAACUUCCGAUGGUUCAUGAUCUGCAAAUAUCAAAUACUGGAUUGCUGGUUGAUUUUAUAUGGUAAAGUGCCAACCCGGUGCGAGUGGAAUCAUUUACUUGAGAUUUGAUGAAUGGAAGAUUCGGCAUUUGAUGGAUUGGACUAUGUGCCAACAUACACAUGUACAGAAGUUUAUGGUGCCAAUUGAAGGGAUGGAAGAGAAACAGUGGAGGAUGAGUCAAACGGAGGAAAAUGGUAUUCCCAACCCUGUCAUACAUUGGAACCUCUAUGAGGAGUCCAGAGAGCAAGGUAGCUUCAGAGUAGUUAUUGCCUGACGAAGACAGUGAUCAACCUUAUCACGUCCCUUCCUGCAUCACAGCUCCCUUUCCCAAUUGUUUUAAAAAUAAAGCAGAUAGAUAUAUUUUUUAGAAAAAUGAAUUUCAUAGGACACACACCCUUGAUUUUUUUUAUGGGGCCACCAUGAUCUGUAGAUUGAUUGAGCCAACCAUGAUCUGUAUGUGAGAUCUACUCCAACCAUUAGAUAUGUAAUAUACCAGGCACAAGGCCAAAAAAAUUAGGUUGUAUUGUGCACCACACCAAAGGAACCAGUGGGAGAGACACAUCCACAUAUUUACAGGGCCAUACAAAGCAUGUUUGAAAGUCAUUAUGUCAGAGUACUUACUCAACUGACCUAUUUGAACAGAACCACCUAGUCUCAUCAAAUCACGCCACAAGGGGUCAUUGCAGACAUCUAUAGUGCCAAGAUCACCAGACAGACUCAGUCCUGGAGGAGCUUUGUAGGGCCCAUCAUGAUGUAUGUAUUUUAUCCAUGCCAUGCAUCCAUUUUGCCCGAUCAAUUUAGGGUAUGAGCCCAAAAAUGAGGCAGAUCCAACCCUCAAGUGGACCUCACUACAGGAACUGGUGAUGAUAAUGAUGCCCAUUGUUGAAACCUUACAGUCCAUUGUGAUGUCUAUUUGCCAUCUAACCUGUUGACAAGGUUAGUAGACCCGAAUGAAGGGAAAACACAAACAUCAGCUUCUUCAAAAAUCUCCCAUUAAAAUUUUAAUGGUGGGCAUUCAAUUCCCACUGUAUGGUCUACUUGAGCCUUUGAUUUGUCUAUUUUUGAGCUAAUAUCCUAAAAUGAUUUAGAAAAAUAGACGAACGGGUCAAUAAAACAAGACAGCAUGGUGGAUUCCUCAUAGCCCUGCAAAGACCAAGUUCAUCAUGACGGAGCUGGACCUGAUCUGCGUAAUAAACGAGCGAACACGGAUUGCUUGCUGACCCUGUCAGUACCAACGUCGAUAUUGGUGAGUGUUAUAUGGCCCCUCUAUUGCUGACCCUCUCAAGUGGACCGGUGGUUGAUUGAAUGCCCGUUGUUAAAAACCUCUUGGGGCCACAAAAAUUUUCAAUCAAGCUAAUAUUUGUGUUUUCCCUUCAUUCAGAUCAAUGUGACCUAAUAUACAUAUUUGAUGGCAAAUAAAUAUUACGGUGGGCCCUAGGUCCAUGAGACUUGAUCAACGGGUUAGAUGAUGGAUAAAUAUUACAGUGGGCCUUAGUUUUUUAAUGGUGGUCAUUCAAUCGUCAUUGUUUCUUACCUUAUGGUCCACCUAAGAUUUAGGUAUGCCUUAUUUUUUACCUCAUACCAUAAAAGGAGCUGGAAAUUUUGAUUUCAGCGUGGAUAAUCAUGAUGGAUACGAAGAGCCAACCAUCACUGAUGUUGGCACUGACAGUGUCAGUCUCCUUCUUGAGAGAGCCGGCCUGGCCCGGCAUAGGCAACGGUUAUGAGGGGCCGCUAGAAUCUAUUGGCUUUAUCCAUAUCAAUCAUUUA
Molecule: messenger RNA, 5319 nt
Organism: Magnolia sinica
Lineage: Eukaryota; Viridiplantae; Streptophyta; Magnoliopsida; Magnoliales; Magnoliaceae
Product: pentatricopeptide repeat-containing protein At3g22470, mitochondrial-like
Exons: 3
Coding region: 308-3532 (1074 amino acids)
Molecular function (GO): protein binding
Source: RefSeq, a predicted model, not a curated record